AUGCUCCCUCCGCCACAGCAAUCUCGGGUUGGAGGACUGCAAACGUCGUUGUCUCUGGUUCCUUUGGAUCCGCGCUUGUCUCCUGAGGAUCCUAGGUCGAAUUCUGAUAAUCUUCGAGAAUCUCCUACUGAAAGUGCUAGUUCUAGAGAAACCUGGCCUACUGCUGAUGCAAUUGCUGCGAAGAAGAUGGAGAAUGGAAAAGCAGCUAUUGAUUGUCCUGAUCAGUCAGUUAUUCGUCGUGUUUCGAGUGCGGACAGAAUUAGUCUUCAGGAUAUUGCUAGAGAAAGAGUGGAUGUAAUAUGUGAUAGAAUGCACCGUCUACCUGAUGAGUUUUUAGAUGAGCUGAAAAAUGGACUUCGAGCUAUCCUUGAGGGAGGGAAUGGCACGCAGCAUAGAGACGAGUUUUUCAUUUUGCAGAAGCUUGUUCAGAGUAGAUCUGAUUUAACAGCCCAGACAUUGAUUCGAGCACAUCGAGUGCAGCUUGAAAUUCUUGUUUCUAUAAAUACUGGAAUUCAGGGAUUUUUACAUCCUAGCAUCAGUCUGUCGCAGACAUCGCUGAUUGAGAUAUUUUUGUACAAGAGGUGCAGAAACAUAGCUUGCCAAAACCAGCUUCCAGCUGACGAGUGUUCUUGUGAUACAUGCACUAACAACAAUGGCUUCUGCAAUCUUUGCAUGUGUGUUAUCUGCAGCAAGUUUGACUUUGAAGUAAAUACUUGCCGUUGGAUUGGAUGUGAUUUGUGUUCUCAUUGGACUCACACUGAUUGUGCCAUUCGGGAGCAACUUAUCUGCAUGGGUCCUUCUGUUAAGAGUGGAUCAGGGUCAAGCGAAAUGGUUUUCAGGUGUCAAGCAUGCAGUAGGACUUCAGAACUAUUGGGCUGGGUUAAAGAUGUCUUCCAGCACUGUGCACCAUCAUGGGAUGGGGAUGCCUUGAUAAGGGAGCUUGAUUUUGUUAGUAGGAUCUUUCAUGGUAGCAAAGACCAACGCGGGAUGAAUCUCUUUUGGAAGUGUGAUGAUCUCAAGGAAAAACUGAAAAGUAGAAAAUUGGAUUCUAAAGCAGCAUGUAGGGCAAUAUUGAUGGUUUUCCAAGAGCUUGACCUGGACAACUCAAAGAGCCUGGAAAAUGCAGAAAGUGGAAGGCUGAUUGCUCCCCAGGAGGCAUGCAAUAGAAUUGCUGAAGUGGUGCAAGAGGCUAUACGAAAGAUGGAAUUUGUAGCGGAUGAGAAGAUGAGGAUGUUCAAGAAGGCUCGUUUAGCUGUUGAGGCUUGUGACCGUGAAUUAGCAGACAAAGCCAGAGAAGCAGGAGAUCUCAAGGUGGAGAGGCAAAAAAAGAAGUCACAGAUUGAAGAACUAGAGAGAAUUGUGAGGCUUAAAAAUGCAGAGGCUGAUAUGUUCCAAUUGAAGGCUAAUGAGGCCAAACGAGAGGCUGAGAGGCUCCAGAGAAUCGCCCUUGCCAAGUCUGAUAAAUCAGAAGAAGAAUAUACCAGCAACUAUUUGAAACAGAAGUUAAGUGAGGCUGAGGCUGAGAAGCAAUAUUUGUAUGAGAAAAUCAAAUUGCAGGAGAGUUCUCGCCUAUCACAGAGCAGUGGUGAUCCUUCUUCAAUGCUGAUGUAUUCCAAAAUCCAUGAUCUUCUAUAUAACGGUCCUCCCAAGGCAGACAGUCAAUCUAAUGACUGUCACCCUUUCCGUACAAACCCAUGA
Lathyrus sativus (Indian pea) is the source of this 1698-nucleotide messenger RNA. Lineage: Eukaryota; Viridiplantae; Streptophyta; Magnoliopsida; Fabales; Fabaceae. The record is from the annotation of a GenBank genome assembly.